Messenger RNA from Colletotrichum higginsianum IMI 349063, 6633 nucleotides. Its product is annotated as Pfs domain-containing protein. Gene Ontology annotation, molecular function: protein binding. The transcript has 6 exons. NCBI's taxonomy places the organism in Eukaryota, Fungi, Ascomycota, Sordariomycetes, Glomerellales, Glomerellaceae. The record is from RefSeq and is a predicted model, not a curated record. Bases 1 to 6633 code for a protein of 2210 amino acids.
AUGAGACUCGUGUUCGACCGCCUCUUGAAGUACUCUACCCUAGGCCGACCGACUCUGCUAAUGACGAUGCUGAGGUUGAACAGCAUCAUUGCUGUACACGGUCUCGGUGCAAACGUGGACUGGUCCUGGACCUGGAAGGAGGGCGGAAAGCACGUCAACUGGCUUCGGGAUCCCGACAUGCUGCCGGCGAAGGUGUCCAAGUCACGGAUUAUGAUGUACAAUUACGAUUCGAAGUGGCAUGUGGGCGCCCCGAAAACGCGCCUCCAGCUCUGCGGCGAGGAGCUCAUACACGCCGUACACUCAUUCUGCGGCGGCGCCUUCAAGCGUCCGAUUAUCUUUAUUGGCCAUAGCCUAGGUGGAAAUGUCGUCGUCAAUGCCCUUUUAUACGCUAGCGACAGGAAAGAGUACAAGUAUUUGUUGGAGGCGACGGCAGGCGUAGUAUUGCUAGGCGCGCCUCUUCGGGGCACGAAAUGGCAAGUUUUCGUUGACUCCCUUGCUCAGCUGAUGGGUCCAGCAGGGUCGCACCGUGGGAUUACCAAAGAUCUCGAGUUCGACGGGUUCGAGCUACAGGACAGGCUGCAUCGCUUCUGCCGGCUACGAAAUACCCUGUCGACACCCGUCUCCUGUUUCUUUGAGCUCUACGAAACGGACUACGGGAGAAGGUUUGGACUGAGCGGAGUGGCGAGAGGAAUGAUCGUGGAAGAGGCAUCCGCUUGCAUCCCAGGCCUCGACAGAUACGCCCUUCAAGCGGAUCACCUGAAGAUUAACAAGUACCGCGGUCCAACCGACCGCGGAUUUCUGAGUGUCUCAGGUGUGAUCGUCGAGAUGUGUGCCAAUGCGAAUGACGUCGUUACGCGUCGGCAAGACCACGCAUUGAAGCAGAAACCUGAUGCUGCUGCCUGCUUACGUGACCUCUUUUUAACUGACCCGCUUGACGACAGAAAGGCAUUGAAACGCAAAAAAGGACAACGUGCUCGUGGCACUUGUGAGUGGAUCAUGGGUGCUGAAGAGCUUACACACUGGCUUGGUUCCGGCCGUACAGGCUGCUCAGAGGGCCCGUCAACUCAGGUCCUUUGGCUCCAUGGGAACCCAGGGACAGGAAAGUCUACCACGGCCAUCUUUCUCACUGAAGAGCUAUCAAAAGCAUUUACCACCACCACCCAGAAAACUGUGGCAUACUUUUUCUGCGACUCCGGAUUCGACACACGGAGGACAGCCACAUCAGUCGUCAGGGGGCUUCUGCUUCAACUCGUCCAACAACAACCACAGCUUCUCGACUAUGUCUUACCAAAGUAUAAUGAGCGUGGACCGGCUCUUUUCGAUUCAUUUGAUGCUCUUUGGGCAAUCUUUAUGAACGUGGCGGCGGAUAAACACACUGGCGAAAAGUACUGCGUUGUUGAUGCGCUGGAUGAGUGUGAUCGGGAAUCUCAAGCCACCCUGUUGCAACAGCUCAAGGAAACAUUUCAGGGCCAGCAUGCACCGCCUAAUGUUCGCAUACUAGUCACUAGUCGGCCGUAUCCCGAGAUCCGCCAGCACCUGGGAGAUUUUGCAAACAAGGACUUAGCUUCCUAUCCUGAGGCAAAGCGAGACAUUGAACAGUGCAUUGAGGAAAGAACGGCAGACCUGGUCAAAGCCAAACACUACACCAACAAGGUCCAAACACGGGUCAGGAAUAUCUUAAGAGAAAAGGCUGACGGUACUUUCCUCUGGGUUGGCUUGGCUUGCGAGGAGCUUAAGGCCGUCCCUUCAAAAGACGCUGUCCAAGUGUUGGAAAACAUACCUAGAGGUCUUACCUACCUUUAUAAGAGGCUUCUUGACUCGGCAUUUGAACAGAAUGCGGGAGCCGACGGAAUUCGACGCAUUUUGAGCUCUGUUGCCGUCUGCGUACGGCCACUGAGUGUGUUAGAACUCUCAGAAGCUUGUCAACUUCAUUUGGAGGAAGACGACGAGCAGACCCGGAUUCAGUUCACACGAGAUCAAAUCGAGUCCUGUCGGCUCAUGGUGGUCAUCCAGGAUGACAAGGUACUGUUACUGCAUCAGUCUGUAAAGGACUUCUUGACUGGGGCUGAAGCUGGCUAUUUCAUCAACGAUCUUAAGGCACACGCUGAUAUUGCUUACCGCUGCGUGGAUAUCCUUAUUAAGAGUUUUCAUGAUAAGAAGGAUUCAAGUGGCCCCCUCUUAGGAUACGCAAUUGACCAAUGGCCAAAUCAUGGGCGCAUGGCGAAGUCGGAAUUUGAGGUCAAGGCAUCACAGGCAGAGUUCUUUGCUAUAAGAUCCGAAUGUCGUGAGGACUGGCUGAGAGCGUAUUCUUCACGUUUUCCUUUUCAGAGAAUGGCAAAGAAAUCCUCAAUUUUGCAUGUUGCUGCAAAAUGGGGGAUUGCAGCUCUGCCGCAGUAUGUGGCUCGGUUAAAAACGAAAGAUCUCGACGCAGGAGGAACCAUCAAGCUGGUCAAUCGUAACGAUUCGAGAAGAAGAACGGCAAUGAUGCAAGCCGCAGGCUCGGCUUAUCUAGGUGUCUUGCCCCUACUCUUGAAUUUAGGAGGGGAAGUGGCGCCACAGGUGGUAAAAGCCGCAGCCGGAAACGAAACAAACGGCAGGGAAGUCAUGGCACUACUUCUCGACCGGCGAGGCGACCAGAUUACCAUCACUGAGGAGGUGGUACAGGCUGCGGCAAAAAACGAUAGGAACGGCAAGGAAGUCAUGGCACUCCUUCUCCGAGGCGCUCAGAUCACCACCACGGCGAAGGUGGUAUCUAUUAUCGCCAGAGAGUUUGACAUGGAAGUCAUGGAACUACUUCUCGACCGGCGAGGCGACCAGAUUACCAUCACCGAGGAAGUAGUAGAAGCGGCAGUGAGAAACAAGAGAAACGGCAAGGAAGUCAUGGAACUACUUCUCGACCGGCGAGGCGUCCAGAUUACCAUCACUGAGGAAGUGGUAAAAGUAACAGCAGGAAACGAAUGGAGCGGUAAAGAAGUCAUGGAACUACUUCUCGACCGGCGACGCAACCAGAUCACCAUCACCAAGGAAGUGGUAAAGGCGGCGGCAGGAAACCAAAGGAGCGGCAAGGAAAUUUUGGCCCUGCUUCUUGAACGGCGACGCAACCAGAUUGCCAUCACUAAAGAAGUAGUGAAGGCAGCAGCAGGAAAUGAGGUGAGCGGAAAGGAAAUUAUGGCACUACUACUUGGCCGGCGAGGCAACCAAUCUACCAUCACGGCAGAGGCGGUAAGUAGUAUUGCUAGAGAGUUUGAUGAGGAAAUCAUGGCAAUGCUUCUCAAACGGCAAGGCAACCAGAUCACUAUUACUGCAAAGGUGGUAGAGGCUGCAGCAGGAAACGAAUGGAGCGGCAAGGUCAUGGAACUACUUCUUGACUGGCAGGGCGACCAAAUCACAAUCACUGAACGGGUGACAACGACCGCAGCAGGAAACAAAAGGAACGGCAAGGAAAUUAUGGCACUACUUCUUGACCGGCAAGGAGACCAGAUCACGGUCACUAAAGAAGUAGUAAAGGCGGCGGCAGGAAACCAAAGGAACGGCAAAGAAAUUAUGGCACUACUUCUCAACCGCCGAGGUGCCCAGAUGACCAUCACCAAGGAAGUGGUAUCUGUUAUUGCUAGAGAGUUUGAUGAGGAUAUCAUCACAGUGCUUCUCAAUCAGCAAGGCGCCCAGAUUCGUAUUACUAAGGAAGUGGUGAAGGCCACAGCGCAAAACAAAGGGAACGGACAGAAAGUCAUGGCACUACUCUUCAACCAGCGAGGCAACGAGAUCACCAUCACUGAGGAGGUAGUAAAAGCGGCAGUAACAAACAAGAGAAACGGCAAGGAAGUCAUGGAACUACUUCUCGACCGGCGAGGCGACCAGAUCACCAUCACUGCGGAAGUGGUACAGGCUGUGGCAAAAAACGAGAGGAACGGCAAGGAAGUCAUGGCACUCCUUCUCCGAGGCGCUCAGAUCACCAUCACGGCGGAGGUGGUAUCUAGUAUCGCCAGAGAGUUUGAUAUGGAAGUCAUGGAACUACUUCUCAACCGGCGAGGCGACCAGAUUACCAUCACUGAGGAGGUGGUACAGGCUGCGGCAAAAAACAAGAGGAACGGCAAGGAAGUCAUGGCACUCCUUCUCCGAGGCGCUCAGAUCACCAUCACGGCGGAGGUGGUAUCUAGUAUCGCCAGAGAGUUUGAUAUGGAAGUCAUGGAACUACUUCUCGACCGGCGAGGCGACCAGAUUACCAUCACUGAGGAGGUGGUACAGGCUGCGGCAAAAAACAAGAGGAACGGCAAGGAAGUCAUGGCACUCCUUCUCCGAGGCGCUCAGAUCACCAUCACGGCGGAGGUGGUAUCUAGUAUCGCCAGAGAGUUUGACAUGGAAGUCAUGGAACUACUUCUCGACCGGCGAGGCGACCAGAUUACCAUCACUGAGGAGGUGGUACAGGCUGCGGCAAGAAACAAGAGGAACGGCAAGGAAGUCAUGGCACUCCUUCUCCGAGGCGCUCAGAUCACCAUCACGGCGGAGGUGGUAUCUAGUAUCGCCAGAGAGUUUGAUAUGGAAGUCAUGGAACUACUUCUCAACCGGCGAGGCGACCAGAUCACCAUCACCGAGGAAGUAGUAGAAGCGGCAGUGAGAAACAAGAGGAACGGCAAGGAAGUCAUGGAACUACUUCUCGACCGGCGAGCCGCCCAGAUUACUAUCACUGCGGAAGUAGUAGAGGCCGCAGCAGGAAACGAAUGGAGCGGUAAAGAAGUUAUGGAACUGCUCCUCGACCGGCGAGACGACCAGAUCACCAUCACUGCAGAGGUGGUAAAGGCGGCAGUCGGAAACAAAAGGAAUGGCAAGGAAGUCAUGAAACUGCUCCUCGACCGGAAAAGUGACCAGAUCACCAUCACUGAGGAGAUAAUAAAUGCUGUAGGAGAAUACGGAAGUACGUCGGACCGCCUGCAGUUUAUGCUACUACUUCUUGACUACGACGUAGGCGUCGAAAUCCAAAGCAGUGAGGAGGCGAUAACAGAGGACGAAGAUGAAGUUAUAUCACUUCUAAACCAGCAAGGCAACCAAAUCACAAUUACUGAGGAGGUGGUAAACGUUGCAGCAGGAAACCAAAGGAAUGGCAAAGAAGUUAUGGAACUACUUCUCGACCGACGAGGCGACGAGAUCACCAUCACUGCAGAGGUGGUAGAGGCCGCAGCAGGAAAUGAGGAGAACGGCAAGGAAGUCAUGGAACUACUUCUCGACCGACGAGGCGACGAGAUCACCAUCACUGCGGAAGUAGUAGAGGCCGCAGCGGGAAACGAAUGGAACGGGGGAAAACUCAUGGAACUACUCCUCGACCGACGAGGCGACGAGAUCACCAUCACUGAGGAGGUAGUACAGGCCGCAGCAGGAAAUGAGGAGAACGGCAAGGAAGUCAUGGAACUACUCCUCGACCGACGAGGCGACGAGAUCACCAUCACUGCGGAAGUAGUAGAGGCCGCAGCAGGAAACGAAUGGAACGGAGGAAAACUCAUGGAACUACUCCUCGACCGGCGAGGCGACCAGAUCGCCAUCACUGAAGAGGUAGUACAAGCCGCAGCAGGAAAUGUAUGGAACGGCACGGACGUUAUGGCACUACUCCUCGAACGACGAGUAGAAUUUGCGGAUGGAUGGACGCCGCUUAAUGCAGCUUCGAUUGUCGGUCACCUGGAGGUUGUUAGGCUAAUUCUUGCCAAGGGGGCAGAUGUCACAGCGGCCGACGAGGACGGAUGGACAGCCCUCCACGAAGCCUCGGCAAAUGGCCACCUCCAGGUUGUCAAGCUGCUUCUCGACAAGGGAGCAGACAUCACCGCGGCUGACAAGUGGGGAUGGCCGCCGCUCAGCUUGGCAUCAAACAGCGGUCAUGUUGAGAUCGCCCAGCUACUUCUCGACAAGGGGUCAGAUGUUACAGCGGCCGACGAGGAUGGAAUGACAGCCCUCCACGAAGCCUCGGCAAAUGGCCACCUCCCGGUUGUUAAGCUGCUUCUCGACAAGGGAGCAGACAUCACCGCGGCUGACAAGUGGGGAUGGCCGCCGCUUAACUUGGCAUCAAAUAGCGGUCAUCUGGACGCGGUCCAGCUGCUGCUUGACAAAGGAGCAGGCGUCUAUGGUAUGGAUAACGAUGGUCGGACAGGCCUUUUUCAUGCAGCAAGGCGAGGAGAUUGCCAAACCGUGCAGGCUUUGCUCUCAAAUAAAGCAUCGGUGAAUUUCAAGGACCGUUAUGACGCAACACCACUAAUUGCAGCCUCAAGAAACGGCCACGCAAAUACAGUAGAGAUUUUGCUUGAGGCAGAGGAUAUCUGUAUCGACUGCAGGGAUAAAUUAGGCCAAACCGCGUUAUGCUGGGCGAGGAAGAGCGGAAAUGAUUCAACAGUGCAACUUCUGCUCCGACAUUUCGAAGGGGCAGGGCCUCAAGGCAGCAGUGCACACGGAUUGGCGGACAACAAUUCAACUCCGUUUGAUUUGGAUUUGAGCUGGUGCAAUGUCUGUACUAUUUGUAUUCCAGAUGGUAAGGCAUAUUACCAGUGCAAAUCUUGUAAUGCAGGUGACUUUCAGAUCUGCCUGGAUUGCUUUGACGUUGGUGUUGCAUGCCAGGACAAUGCUCACAAAUGGGCAUUGCAUGAAUCAGAUUAG